Molecule: messenger RNA, 3082 nt
Organism: Linum trigynum
Lineage: Eukaryota; Viridiplantae; Streptophyta; Magnoliopsida; Malpighiales; Linaceae
Source: the annotation of a GenBank genome assembly
CAUGUAUCCCACCAAUCUAUAGUUCCUUGCCUUUGCAUGUACAUUUUUUCACCGUUAAUUUCAGCGUUUAUUUAUUCAUCAUUUUAUUUCACAAUUGCAAAUAACAAAUGGCUCUUGUCAUGCCAUCGCUUCUGCUACUAGUUAUGUUCGUAGUAGUAGUAUCCGUAAUGUUUGCUCCUACAGGGACCUCCACUUCUAGCCAGGGCUUCCGGGUCACACUCAAGAGAGCGGACUCGGGCCAGAACUUGACCCGGCUCGACCGCCUCCGCCGCGGACUCGACCGCGACAACGCCAGGCUCCGAAACCUGCCUGAAGCCGCCGGUGACGUCAGCACACCGGUCGUGUUCGACCAGUACGAGUUCCUCUUCGACCUAGCCAUCGGCACACCUCCGGUCACUUUCUCGGCGAUCCUGGACACCGGCAGCGACCUCAUAUGGACCCAGUGCGCCCCCUGCGUCAACUGCUACCCUCAGAACACACCGAUUUUCGACCCGGCUCGGUCCUCGUCCUUCUCCAAGCUCCCUUGCUCCAACCGCUUCUGCUCCUUUUUCGCCAACCCCUGCGGAAACGACGGCGCAUGCAACUACGUGUACCCCUACUUCGACGAAUCCGUCACCAAGGGCGUCCUGGCGACCGAAACGCUGUCGUUUGGAGGACCGGGUGGCGGGAAGCUUCCGGGGAUCGCGUUCGGGUGCGGGCGGGACAAUACUGGGGACUUGAACCUGGGAGGUGGGCUCGUGGGCCUGGGCCGAGGCCCAUUGUCACUCGUCUCGCAACUCAAGGAGCCCAGAUUCGCGUACUGCUUGCCUUCAGUCGACAUCCCCAACGCCAGGGGUACGCUCACGCUGGGAUCUCUGGCAGGGCUGGGAAACGGCGCCGCACUGGCGAAAACGACGAGAUUGAUCAGGAACCUUCAGAAGCCGACGUUCUACUACCUUGCGUUCCAAGGAAUCUCGGUCGGUGGGACCCGGCUGCCCAUCGAUCCGUCGAUCUUCGCCAUCCAGGUGGACGGCAGCGGAGGGCUGGUAAUCGAUUCGGGGACUACGUACAUGCGGCUGAGGCAGCCGGCUUUCAACGUGGUGAAGGAGGCGUUCAAGGCGCGGGUCGGGCUGCCGGCUGACGAGUCGCGGUCGACGGGGCUGAGCCUGUGCUUCGUGACGGAGGGGAACUCGGCGAUCAGGGUGCCGAGCCUGGUGCUGCAUUUUGAAGGGGCGGACGUGGAGCUUCCGAAGGAGAAUUACAUGGUUGAGAUUCCAGGAAGGGCGUGCCUGGGGAUACUGGGGAAUACUCGUUGUCGAUUCUGGGGAAUGUUCAGCAGCAGAAUUUCGUGGUGCUUCAUGACCUUGUGGAGGGGACGGUGUCGUUUCUGCCGAGCAAGUGUCGUUGAUUGGAUUAGGUUGCUGCUGCGGUGGGCAUGGAGUGGGAUCGUUGGUAGAGUAUGAUUGAGGAGACGACUGCAGAUUCAAUUGGUUUAAUAAGUUUGUUUUCUACAUAAAUAAGUAGUAGGGGGGAAACUGGAAAGGGAUGGUUCUGGGUAGGGAUGGCAAAUUACCCACCCAUGGAUAAUUAUACCCAAACCCAAGUAGACCUAUUGAUAAUGGGUUGGGUAUGGGUGAAGUGCAUAUGGAUUUGGGGGUUUAGAGAUGGGUUUGGGUUUGGGGCUUCUAUAAUCUAAAUGGGUAUGGGUUGGAUAUGGAUAUCCAUUUACUUGAGGGUGUUUUAACUACACAUGCAAAAAUUGGACCUAUUUGUAAAAUUUGAAAAGUUUAGGUACCAAAAUGUAAGACCAAAACGUAAUUUUCCAUCGAUAUUUUGAGGACUUAUAUGCAAAAAAAAUUAAAUUUAGGUACUAAUUAUGCAUAUCUAUUAAGUUUGGGUACCAACUGUAAUUUGUAUUUGGGCAUGGGUACAAACCCAAAUCCAUUUUAUAUAAACCCAACUCAACCCAAAGUAAAUGGGUAUGGGUACAAACCCAUCAAACUCUACCCAUAUCCAUCUAUUUAGAUUUCAUACCCAACCCAAUUGGGUUGGAUAGUAAGAAACCCAUGGACAUGGGCAAAGUUGUCAUCCCUAGUUGUGGGCGGAUGAUGGGGUUACAGUUACAUGAUUAGUUACCGUUGUGUACGUACGUAAAUGUGUUGAAUACUUCGGUGUGUGAUGAUUCAAGGCUGGCUAUAUAUCCAUUUCUUCUAUUCGAGUCUUGUAAUUAAGUUUGUUUAUUUCAUGUUAUCAUGUUAUUCAAAAAUAAACUCACAAGUUGGACAAUAGAUUCAUAUUUACAUGAUCUUUUGUGCAAAAGUUUGAUGGUGGCUCGGAAUUUGAAAGGCAAAAUACACUUUCGUAGCCAUAACUUUUCGCGUUGUGACAAUAAUAGCCAAAUUUUUGAAAAAUACACUGAUAUAAUCAUUCCGCCAAAAACUUUAACGGACCAAAUGCAGAUGCUGACUGGACUAACUGUUAGCACGUUGACUUAUGACGUGUCAAUUGACUUUUUUUUGCCACGUCUACUUAAAAAAAUUGAAUUUUGCACAUAUAAUUAACUAAAAGGAAUAUUUCACAAGAAAAUAACAAAUCAUCAAAAAAGACUAAUAUCAUUGCUUUCCCCUCUCUCUGCUCCAAACAGAGAACCAAGAUCUAAUCCCUAACUUAUUUCUUUCUCCCCACGAAUAACAAAAAUCUAAUCCCUAGUUUCCUUGCUUCCAAGAGCGAGUUCCUCUUCCCCUACUUCAUCAUACUAUCCUUUACUCUUCUCUUCCGGCAGCAAAGGCGAAGAGGGCGGUGGACAGAGGACGAGGGGAUUCUUCACUAUUCUUCUUCGCACUGGCAAGGCUUUCAGAGGUGGAUAGCGAGAUCCGCACCAAAUUUCAAGUUAUCACCGCUUUCGCGUCAAGUGCGGCUCCAUUGAGGAACGCUCGCCUCGCCUCCCACAAAUCCAUUUUCGCCCGCACUAAAAUAUGACGUGGCAUCUACAUGGUAUGACGAAUCUAGUUAGAGAUGAUGUGUCGUUUAGGUGGCAUCCACAUUAGCUUAAAAUCUACUUAACUGAUAGAGUUGCUCACGACAUUAAAAGUUUGUAACGGAA